GCCCCGGCCCGCGCCCCGCCGCCGCCCCCCGGCCCCUGCGUCGCCCCGGAGCCCGGGCCGCAGCCUGCGCCGCCCGCAGCAGCCCUGAGCCCGGCCCCGCCGCCCGGCCCUUGGAGCCUGCACGCUGCCCGGGGACGAAGGCGCAGGAAGCGCGUGGGGAAGAGACCUAAGGAAGGAGCGGGAAGGACAGCGCAGCCGCCGCCGGGCCCUGCGCGCCCCUGGAGCGCCGCGCGGCCCUGUCCGCGGGCUCCGGGUGUCCGCGGGGCGGCGCCGCGGAACAUGACGGCGCCCUGGGCGGCCCUCGCCCUCCUCUGGGGAUCGCUGUGCGCGGGUUCUGGGCGUGGGGAGGCUGAGACGCGGGAGUGCAUCUACUACAACGCCAACUGGGAGCUGGAGCGCACCAACCAGAGCGGCCUGGAGCGCUGCGAGGGCGAGCAGGACAAGCGGCUGCACUGCUAUGCCUCCUGGCGCAACAGCUCCGGCACCAUCGAGCUCGUCAAGAAGGGCUGCUGGCUGGAUGACUUCAACUGCUAUGACAGGCAGGAGUGUGUGGCCACCGAGGAGAACCCCCAGGUAUACUUCUGCUGCUGUGAAGGCAACUUCUGCAACGAGCGCUUCACCCACUUGCCAGAGGCUGGGGGCCCGGAAGUCACGUACGAGCCACCCCCGACAGCCCCCACCCUGCUCACGGUGCUGGCCUACUCGCUGCUGCCCAUUGGGGGCCUCUCCCUCAUCAUCCUGCUGGCAUUCUGGAUGUACCGGCAUCGAAAACCUCCCUAUGGCCACGUGGACAUCCAUGAGGUAAGGUGGCUGGUUUGGGGCAGGGCGGGGGUAGAGAUGGGGAGCCCAGGCCAGACUCUGUUAAGCCCUGGUCUCCCCCAGGACCCUGGACCUCCACCCCCGUCCCCUCUGGUGGGCCUGAAGCCACUGCAGCUGUUGGAGAUCAAGGCUCGGGGGCGCUUUGGCUGUGUUUGGAAGGCGCAGCUCAUGAAUGACUUUGUGGCUGUCAAGAUCUUCCCACUCCAGGACAAGCAGUCGUGGCAGAGUGAGCGGGAGAUCUUCAGCACGCCCGGCAUGAAACACGAGAACCUGCUGCAGUUCAUUGCCGCUGAGAAGCGAGGCUCCAACCUCGAGGUGGAACUGUGGCUCAUCACAGCCUUCCACGACAAGGGCUCCCUCACGGAUUACCUCAAGGGGAACAUCAUCACGUGGAACGAACUGUGUCAUGUGGCAGAGACAAUGUCAAGAGGUCUCUCUUACCUGCAUGAGGACGUGCCCUGGUGCCGUGGUGAGGGCCAUAAGCCGUCUAUCGCCCACAGGGACUUUAAAAGCAAGAAUGUAUUGCUGAAGAGUGACCUCACGGCCGUGCUGGCUGACUUUGGCCUCGCUGUUCGGUUUGAGCCAGGGAAACCCCCGGGGGAUACCCAUGGGCAGGUGGGCACACGGCGGUACAUGGCCCCUGAGGUGCUUGAGGGAGCCAUCAACUUCCAGAGAGACGCCUUCCUGCGCAUUGACAUGUAUGCCAUGGGGCUGGUGCUGUGGGAGCUCGUGUCCCGCUGCAAGGCUGCCGAUGGACCGGUGGACGAAUACAUGCUACCCUUUGAGGAAGAGAUUGGCCAACACCCGUCACUGGAGGAGCUGCAGGAGGUGGUUGUGCACAAGAAGAUGCGGCCCGCCAUUAAGGAUCACUGGCUGAAGCACCCGGGCCUGGCCCAGCUCUGUGUGACCAUUGAGGAGUGCUGGGACCAUGAUGCGGAGGCUCGCCUGUCUGCAGGCUGCGUGGAGGAGCGGGUGUCCCUGAUCCGGAGGUCGGUCAACGGCACUACCUCGGACUGUCUUGUCUCCCUGGUGACAUCCGUCACCAAUGUGGACCUGCCUCCUAAAGAGUCGAGCAUCUAAGCCCAGGACACAAGUGGAUCUCUAGACUCAGUGGAUCUGAAGAGGAAAGGAAAAAAAGUUGUGUUUUGUUUUGGAAAUCCCAUAACACCAACAAACACAUAAAAUGCAGCUGCUAUUUUACCUUGACUUUUUAUUAUUAUUAUAAUUAUUAUAAUUAUUAUUAUUAAUAUUAUUUUUUGGAUUGGAUCAGUUUUACCAGCACAUUGCUCUACUGUAUCGCAAACAGCGGACACGUCAGCAGGCGUUGAGGUGCUGAGCUGUGAAUGCAGAACCAGCGCCAUGCUGAAGAGCCUCAGCCACCUCCUGUUCUUGGGGUUCAUUUUUCCCGCUUUCUCUUUGUUUGUUGUCUCAGAAUCUGUGACACAAAGAAACCCAUCUCCUGUCUUAGGAAACUUAAUGCUGCAAACUCUACCUAGAGGAAUCUUUGAAGACUGUUACAUAAGAACACACCUUCCUCAAAAGAGGAGUUUCCCUCUGCCCUUGUCUCCCUCCUCCCUCCCUUUUAUUGUGUUUUUCUCCCUUUUUAGACAGUGAGUUUAAGAAACAGCAGAUGUGUCUUUCACGGAUUAACGGGUGUUGUCCUGACCGAGGAAAAACUGGGAUGAGGAUGAGGAUGGUUUGGACUGGAGCUGGAAGGGGAGGAUGGAGCUGGGGGUUGGGUUUGGAACAGAGCUACACUGGACUCGGGCACAUUCGGAGCAGCAUCCUUUGCUAUGAGGCUACUUCUCAGGUAACCAGGAAUCGAGGGGAAGGACCGUGUGGAGGCCGAGCAUUAAUGGCAAGAGAGAGGUUUGGAGAAAGUCCAAAAGCAGGUGGCUCUCACCCACCUGCUGGCCCUGACCAGUUUUUUCCACUAACUUGGGCUUGGGCAUAGGACAAAACAUUUUUCUGCCCUAUUUUAAGGUUAUAUAAGGGUAGAAAUCAUCAUGGUUUAGUGAGUACAUUCUUCAUAAGACUCAAUGCUAUAAAUAUCUGUAAUGGAGGAAAAGUUGAAAUAUGUUACUUCCUCCUGGAGCAGUUCAGGGAAAUGCCCACAGGGGGCCCCCUGCACAGCCAGGGUAAGAGGAUUUCCUAGGUGGGGCCUAGCAAGGUCUGCCUCUCUGGAGAUGCUGAGAGUCCUGCAGCACUGGCUCUGCCCCAAGUGGUGACAUAAAUGUCCCCUAUAUGUGGCUCAUGGGCACGGCUUUCUCCAGACCCCUUAAAGUGGUGCAUAUUCUAAAAACCCUUUCUCUAUUAUGCCAUAACCUUGCUCUAGUCAGUGAAUGUUCCUAAUGCUGCUGUUUCAACAUUUGAAUUUUUUUUAAUUUAUGAAACACGCAAAUUUUUUUUUUUUUAAACAAAACACACACAUCCACAUAUACACACACGCUUUGCUAUGUGGCUUCCGAGGUUUAAAUUUUGAAAAGUAAAAGAAUUAAAACUUCACGACCACAGACCACCUCAAACCAGAAAUACCUCAAAGUUUUCUACUUGUGUAAGUUUUAUUAUAUAUUUUAUUAGUUGUGUUGUCUUGUAGUAAGUAUAUUUUAAUGUAAGUUGGCUUUUAUGACAAGAAAGUUUAAAAGAAAUAGAGAAAAAGAGAAAAAGUUGGAGUCUUCUAGGGAGUGCUACCAUGUUUGUUUGAUAACACGCCCUUGUAAAUAAUUGUCAUCACUUGUAGGUUGGCUGUCUGGGCCGAGUCUGGGCAUUCAUCACUCUUGUUUGUAAAGGCUUUUCCUUCUGGUUUGUUUAGACGAUUUUAUUUAAAAACUGGAUCUCUUAAUCUUGAAGGUAGGCAAGUUGGUGGGCAAUGGGGAGAGGCUGACUUGGGUGAGAACGGGAGAGAGGUGCCUCCUCUUGGGUUAUUUGGAGGUUCAGAUGUUUCCCUCAACUUGACUGGUCGAUGUUCAGAGUGACAGGUAACCCCACUUUAACUUGGUAAAACGGUGGCCCUUAGAGACCCGGAUGAGGUAAUUUUACUUGAGAUUUAAUUUCUUAAGCAAAUUAGUAGCAGCGAUAGUGGAAGAGACCUGUAGUAUCUUGGUGAAUCUGCACUGUGACUCGGGCAGUCUGUGCUAGGGUAGCGUAUCUGGAGUGGGGAGUUCUCAGCCCUGCCCUGGAGUUUGCAGUCUCAGCGCUGCACGCACCCUGAGCCGCCUGCUUCGCGCUCAGCACGCUGUCUGCGGUGUCUGGGGCCUGCCACUUGGGUGUAUCCUUUUCUCUGUGUGUUUGGGCACAGAGUGCUGUGGGAGGUGAGUUUUCCUCCCUCUCAGAACUCAGUUUUUGCGUCGUGGGUCAAAAUGUGAGCUGGCCAAGGUGGUUACAGGGACAGGUUUUUGUGUUUUUGGUAUGUUGUCUUUUUCUUCUUCUUCUUCUUUUUUUUUUUUUAACUAUUUUGUGCUGUGGUAUUUUUCUUCCCUUGGAAUAAUUUUUAACAGCAAAACAGGCCUUACAGCAGUUGCUUUUCUUUUCCACAUAUUUCUUUAAGAAGCUUUAAAAUAUUUAUUGAAAAGUGCCAUAUCUAAUUUCUUUAGCUUUCUCCUCAGGCAGUACUGGGCAUCUCUACUUUUCACCCUCAGAAGAAACAAAUAAAGCACUAACAAAUGUAGCUGAUUUACCACAGGAAUGAUCAGGUCACUGGUCCUACCCAGUGUGGAAUACUAGACCCGAGACUCUCCGUUUGGUUUUAGAUUUCCUCUGGGUGAUUUUUCUUUUGUGUGCAGGCUUGAUUCUUGUGAGAACAAGUUUUGGCCUGGCUGUGAAGGGUUGAGCUGUGGCCCUGAUGUGGGACCUGCUGGUUAGGAUGCAGUACAGACAGGGCAGGCCUUCCUGUCGGCCUGCAUGCCUUUUAUCUGGGUGGGCUCCCUUCUUGCUGACCCUGUGCUCAGCUGCUGUAGCACCCCUUUGCGGCCUUGGCACCAGAAUGGCAUAUCAGGAAAUGGUACCUGUUUGGUGUGGCCAGGGAGAAGGGAGAGUCCGGGGGAGUCUGUGCCAGUUCUUUGGGCUUCAGGCUGCCCUUUCCCCAGGUGCUGUGGUAUAAAAUGCACCCGUCAGGCAGUAUCCCUGACUGCUGCUCAUGGCUAGAAGAAGGUGAGUGAUCUUUUUCCAAAGCAUGCCCCUGGGAGCCUGAGUGGGUCUUUUGCCUCAGAUCAGCUGUUUGCUGUCAUGUAUUCUUUGGGGAGCAAACCAUCUAGAGCCCUGGUUUGUAUUUAUUGGGUUGUAGGGCCUCUGCCUUUGCUCUUCUCCACAAAGGUUUCAUGUGAUAUCCACUUAGGAGAAGCUCAGAUAACUGCUACUUUUGUUUCCUCCAAACUCGGUGGAAGACUGGUGGGAAUGGAGUCUGGCAUCAUUUUCUCUGCCCAUGGGAAAGGCUGCUGCAUCUAGGGUAGGAGUGUGGCCAAGCUGGGGGAGAAAAGUGGCCAGGGCUCCUUGCUCCUUCCUUUCUAGUGCACUGUCAUCCAAGCAGCCUCCUGGCUGUGGGAUGGGCUUUCAGGGAGAAUGUGUUCUCUUUGAAAACACUCAUGAUGACUGUGGGAAGACAUCCCUAGCCAAAGAAAUCCAGGAAUGAGUAAGAGAAGGAGGAAGCAAGUGGGGACAGAGGUCACUGGGUCACACUGUCCUACAGAGGAUUCUUAAUGACAAGGGGGCCAGAGGAGGCCGUAGACAUAGUCAUUAGAACAUUCUGGGCCUGGCACGAGCCGGCUUUUCUCCUGGGACUGUUGGUCCCUAUCAGGAGUCUUUCUUUGAGUGAGUUACUCAGGGUGAGGGCUGCAGAUGGACCGAUCUUAGGAGAAAAGGAGACUUGGCUGUGAGGGAAAGUGGUGAGCAUCAGCAGCCUUUGUUGUUCAGCAUGGCCUUCCUGUCCUCUUGGCUCUUGGUAGGUGCCCGGAGGGAUCAGUCCUGCCUGAGGAGGGCUUCCCCGUGUGUGCCAGCUGCUUCUGACUUAGAAUUCACCUUAUCUGGACUUGGGGCAUUUGUACAGAACAAGAAGGACCUUGUCCAGCCUUGAACAUCUUCAGGAGGCUUGAGCCCCCCACUCAUUUUCUCAGCCAAGGGAAAGGCUUCUCACCUCCAGGCCACCGAGAUAGUUCUUCCACUGCCCCUAGGGUCCAGGCCAACUCUCAUGGCUUCUCAUGUCAUGGUUUAGAAAGCAAAGCAGGUGAUCUUUUACUUCUGCUCUGUCACCUUUCUCUCCAAUUGGCCAUGUUCUUGCUCCCUGCUACCCUGCCUCUCUGCAGUGGGUGCUUGGGCUGUGUGUGUGGUGUUUCCUUGGUGGCAAGCCCAGCUGUGUAUUCAAAGUCCACCCUGUGCUGUAUGUGGCUCUGAAAGCCUGUUACAUGGCCACUGUGCUCUGAGCCAUGAGGGCAGGGAAGUGGCUAUCCUAUCCAGGGUGGGAGGACUGGGUGGCCCCCUUGCAAAUGGAAUUUUGCCUUUUUUAGAAUGCAUUGUAAAUUCCCAGCACCUAUUGAUAAUAGAAGGAUUUGAUGUUUUGUAGUACUAUGGUAAACGUAAGUAUGUAAGUUUUUAGAACUGGUACUAGAAGUCAAAUAGUCAGGCAUUAUUCCUGAGAACUUGGCUCACUAGAACGAUAUCUAAAUUGGAAGGCAUUUUCCAGGAGUUAACUUGGUUUGAUCGUUAGUACCAGCUAUUUCAGUAACCUGUUGGGUUCUUAAUGGCUCAUCUUUGGAGAGAGGCCAGGCAUGGUUCCCAUUUCAGGGGUACUAGACCUUUCCAAGAAGCACAGUGAAUUUAUUCAUCUACCCUUCAAACAGGGUGAGCAGCCAGAAAGGCAAGGGCACGGUGGCUUUUUCUCAUUUGAGUGACAUGAAUUCUCCUCGGUCAAUGGCUGUUUACAUAAGCUGAACUAAUAAAAUACUCAGCAGCUAAUGUGUUCAACCUAGUAAUGAUGAGUUUAGGUCUUGAUCAACAGUAAUCUUUUAGGUAAAGAAAGUGGCCCAGUAAUUCACUUGAUGUUUAUCUUCUCAGUCUAGAUUUGCAAAUGUUAAAUGAAUUCAGGGUUAUACACAUAGUUCUUUAAGUAAGAUUCCUGGUAGUUGAUUUGUAACCAGCAAUCCACAUAUGAAUGUAUCCCAAACCUUUAAAAGGCUUGGAAAAGUUUUUUAAGAUAAUGAUUUAGUUUUGUAGGAAAAAGAAAUCGGAAGUUUAGAACACCACUCCUUCCUAAAUUUAAUUCAGUUGACUCAGCCACAUUUUAAAAACAGUGAGUGGGUCCAGGAGACCCAUAAACUAUCAUCAAAGUCCAAAUUAUCUGGGGAUAUUUUGAGUAUUCCUGUUUUAUACUCAUUUUGGGUCCACCGUAAUGGUUUGGAUAAGGUUUUGAAUUUAAAGGAUUUACCACUAUUUAAAUUUUUACCAAGCUUUUACACUUUGUGACAGUAUCUUCCAGGUGUGAGUGAAGCAGGACUUUUUGAUUGUGGUACUCCAUGUAUCCCUGUAGUGCCCAAACCAGUGAUAUUUUAUUUGCUCCUAUGGCAGCUCGUAGAGAUAACAGAAGUGGUUUUUCCUCAUGAAUUAAAAGGCAUACUCUCUAAAUGCCAGUGUGCGCUGAUGGCCCUGCACUCCCCUUUUGUCUCCAGGAGUGUCUUUGGAUUGUCUGGGGCCUGGGCCAUUCUGAGAGCUACUGCAAGCCAACUACAGGACGCUAAAGAAAUGCACACACGGACAUAUGUGUGUUUGCAAUGGAUCAUACAAACAUGCGCUCUUCUGGACAUCUACAGAAAAGUGUUACAUUCAUUUGCAAAGUUUACAUUUUUGAGCUCACAGUUAUGAAAAAUAAGACCCAUUAUCUAAUGCUUUUUGGGCAGGUGAGGAUGGGUUUUUUUGCAAAUGGAUGAGUUCUUUCUUGAGUCUGGGAAUUUCUGCUGUUGGUUGGGCAUGGGCUCGUUCCCUGCCUGUCCCAAUCACGUUUGCAUUGGAAUGUUUUUAGGUAGCAUUGUAAAUAAAAAAAUAGGUUAUAUAAUAGAGAUACGACACUUGAAAUUUUACUUUAAAAAAACCUAUAGCUCUACAUAUAUAUUUAGUUAUAUCACCUGACAGAUUCUUCUGCACAGUGUCGAGAUUGUUUUAUACCACAGAUUAUUUUUAUAAAGUCUAGUGAGUUUGAAUAAGAAUGAUUUUGUAACCAGAAUAACGAGCUUUACCUUUCAAGAUAAACGUACACUGGAGUGUGAGUGGUGUGGCGUUUCUACUUAGUGCCCAUGUGGAUUCUCAUGAUACACUGGCAGACUGGAGUCCAUUUCUGGGUCUUGUUUGGCCAAAACUCCACUUGUGGCUGUGUAGGACAGUGAUGCUUCAGUUCGGCUCUUGCAGGUUGGGACAAGAGGGGAUGGGGAGAGGUGAGAGGAGCCUGCAGUAUGUUCUACAUUUGCGCUUCCUCUGAGAUUUCUUUUGAAUAAAGGGUUCUCAGGUUAAAAAGUCGUUUGUAAGCUCCUGCCCUAGGACGUGGUAGUGUGAGGGUGUUUUGGGGAACAGAAAUUGUAUGGGGGUGCAGAUUGGGGUGGGUUGGGACUAGAAUAAGAAAUAGGCUACAAACAUUUGAAAUGAGGGUUUAGUGAUUUGAGUAAUCCACAAAACUGAACUAUUUAGGACCAACUUAUCUAGUUUUCAGGACAGAAUUUCCAGUUGAGAAAUGAUUUGGAAAGGGGGAGGGUGGAAUGGGUAGUAUGUGGACAUGGUGGUCAAAUUAAAUGGAGAGCUGCCAGCUCCUUUGUCCUCUCUGCUCAGGGCAGUUUGGAGGUGAGGGUGGUUGGCCAGGAGCCCGUUGAGGGAGCUCCGAACCCUGUAGCAGCAGAGCAUCUUUCCAGUGUUGACACAGGUUUUCCUGCUCUUCCUACAAAGGUCAGCAUCACUGCCAUGAUAGGAAGGUGGCCUUCAUGUUAGCUUUUUAUUUGGGGGUAGAGAGUGGAUGGUUAUUUGGGUGAACCUUUUUGAUGGGGAUUUAAGGGAAGUGGAUAAUGAAGCUGAUUGUUUCUAUCUGUAAUUGCCAGUCCGGAGGUCCAGCUGAAGGCCUGUCCCCCAGACCCUGCCUGCUGGCUUUUCAGGCUGCUGUGCCCAGUGGUGCACUGGUUGGGACAGUUUUGUCAGGAGAAUCCCUAAUGUGUCAUUUAAAACCAGCUGUGCUUUUUAUUCAGUCUGAUUUAGAGUAAAGUUUUACACUUUACCCCUUUUAUACUUGGAAUAAAUUUAGUUUCAGCAGAUCCAGUAGCACUCUGGGAACCAACCCAUUGGUCCUUUCCCUGUUCCCCAUGAAAGAACAUUUCUCUGCUCUCUAGCCACAUCUUGGAAUGUAAUUCUGUUGUGCCUUUGUUUUUGUCACCUGGCUCCCCACAAAAGCAACUGCUGUAAGCUUUUUUCUACUGGUAUUUUCUAGCCCCAAACCCCACCUUUUUGCUUUUUUCCAGCUGUAAUUUCUGGAUGCAGUUCUGUGCUCCAGGUAUUUUAAGAACCAGUUACCUCAGACCUCAUGUUGAACAAUGUCACCAUCUGGGUCCUCUCAAUACUGCAGGCUUGUAACAUACAUACGCGGGAACCCUGCCAAGUAUGGGCACUUCUUUGUUUUAAAGUAAAACUCUUCCCAAGGACUGACAAAGGGGCUUCUGGCAAGCUCUUAACAGCACUGUGGUGGGAUGGGUCUAGAGCGUCAUCUGAACGGUGCUUCCUAUGUUCCUCUUUGAAUUCUGCCAUUUUCAGUAUUCUCAUGUCUGAAUAGGCAAAGUGAUUCAAUUGGCUGGUCUUGCACACAAGUUAGUUCCAAAGAUGAGCUCUUUGUAACACAUUUCCAGUCACUAAAGCUCAAAUGUAGAACAUUCCUUUAAAUGGCAGGAUUAAAAAACCCACCAUCUACCACGGUGCAUUUUGGGAAGAUGUCUGUAGCAUAUGUUGCUGUGAAAUUAGGCCUUGCGGGAUAUGGCUGUUUGUCAUUUUGAUGUAUUUUAAAUAAAUAUAUAUAUAUUUUUUAAAGAGCCUUUUUUACCAGUUCAAGAAGUUUAAUUAACCAGCAGUCACCACAUCUGAAUUUUUGUCUCUGGGGCAUAGAUGGCAGAACAAGAUUAAAAGUGGUAACUCAGUCAUACAAGCGUGGGCUGCCUGCCUGGACUGUCCCGCUGACUGUGGACAUCAAGGUCAGUGUGUUCCAGUGGGUCCGGACUCAGCCCUCAGGGUGUUUGGUCUCUGCCCUGUUCAGUGGACUGUUGACUUCAGUCCCUGCAAGUGCUUUAGCCCAAGUGGGGUUUUCUGAGAGCACUGCCACGAGUUAAGUGUAUGUUUAGCCAAAUAAUUUCUCCGUAAGGGAAAAGCGCGCUCAUCCAAAUUUUACCAGCAGUGACAGAGAUGAGAGUAGGAAAGAUUAGGCAACAUCUGGGGCUUGAUUUGGAAAGUGUCUAAGUCAUUGUCAAAGGCUGUCUGGGAGCCAGUGACCAUACAGAGAUUCUUAGGAGACCUCAUGGGAAAGUGUUAAGACUCCUGUGAGGGGAAGAAUUGUUAAAAUGCCAGUGGCCUUUUUUCACCAUUUCUUCUAGAAUUCUGUAAAAACGCAAAGAAAAUUGAGUGGUACUUGAGAAUUGAGGGUGAGGGUUACCGCAGAUUAGAAACAUACUUCUAGAUUUCAGUUCCACACCACAAAUCCACACAAUGCCAUUUUUCAACUGUACAAAAGAAUCUGCUUAUGAAUUUGACGUGAUCCUGUUAGUGUCAAAGGCCAAAUUUUUCACCUGUUAAUAUUUUUCCACAUUUGUCCUUGAAUCUGAAUAACUUUAUACAGUACUGUAAAUUUAACUUACAUCGAGUUUGAUGUCAAUUCUUGUGAAAAGAGCUUCUGCAUGUAACAGACACACAGUUAAAGAACACAGCAGAAUACGAAAUUUGCAGGACCAAUUUUGGAACUAACAGCAAAUGUCACCUCUCAUUUUCCAUCUUAUGUAUCAGUUUUACCAGCUACUUCUAAAUUUGUACAUUAUUUGUAAGGAAAAGAAGGAAAACCCUAAGACUUGUCUAACUUAGUGGAGAAUGUGUGUGUUGGGUUUAGGAUGGAUAGCGAAGUCUUAUUGAGCUGUGUUAUCUAACUUGUAUAUAAAAAUUGUAAUUAAAAGUUUGGAUUCACCUGUUUCUCGCGGUUUAAAAAUGAGUAAUUGCAAACUCUGGAAAUGUGACUAGUAUAUGAUUUAAGGCUGUAGAAGUGAGGAAGCUCUUCAAGUGCUAAAACUAAAGACUUAAAGUUUUUGGCUCAAAUUCAGUAAGUAUUGUUUGUAUAUGUAAUAGGUCACUUUUCACCCUUGUAGCUAUAAAAUAAAAAUUUUGUAGAACAGAAAUAGCUUGUACUACUGAAUUAACAAAAGAUAUACUAAAGUAUCAUGUUUUAAAAUAUAUAUAUAUACAGAGUUAAGCUUGUUGCUGUCACCCUGUCUGGAUUUGAAAGUGUGCUGAUUUAUAUAUAUAUAUAUAUAUAUAUAUAUAACACACACACAUAUAUAUAUUAUAUACACGCACACAUCUAAAAUGGCCAAAAGCAGACAUCUGUGUAAUUACAGUUGCAAAAUGAAGACAUUUUGGAAAGAGCAUUGUAUCAUAUGGUUCAUUCAUUUGCAGUGGAUCUUUGUUCCUUUUUACUGUGGUAAUUUUAGAAAUGAGUGUCAAGUUUGAAAUUAGAUCUGCUAAGUUGGGGUUUUGCUGUUUGAACUCUGCACUGGGUCCUCAAAUAAACCGAUGUGAAUGUAGUUUUUUCCCCCUGUGUGAAGGAGCAGCCACACCCCAACAGAAUAGGAGGGAAAAUCUAGAGCUAUUUCAAGUUUUAUCUUUUUGUAUAUGAAAAUAAAA
Molecule: messenger RNA, 11709 nt
Organism: Equus quagga
Lineage: Eukaryota; Metazoa; Chordata; Mammalia; Perissodactyla; Equidae
Gene: ACVR2B
Product: activin A receptor type 2B
Exons: 10
Coding region: 280-1899 (539 amino acids)
Biological process (GO): cellular response to growth factor stimulus; protein phosphorylation; activin receptor signaling pathway
Cellular component (GO): activin receptor complex; plasma membrane
Molecular function (GO): activin binding; ATP binding; activin receptor activity
Source: RefSeq, a predicted model, not a curated record